GUUUCCUUGUUUGGGUUGAUUAGCAGCAAACAUGACUUUUGUUCUGAGCAAUGCAGCUCAGAUGUGUUCCUCUGUGACUUCAGCUAGCGUACUGCAAGAAAACCCCUGUGCUGGAGGCAAUAAAGCAUGCUUCAUUAAAUAGAGCUGAGCAAAUACAGGGAAAAACUGUUAACAAACGUUCACUUGAUCUGCAGUAAGAAUUCACUGUAGUUGGGCUGGCAUCCCUCUGAAUUUUUCACCACAGUACACUUAAACAAUCAUAUCUUGUUCACAUCAAUUCUUGCUGAAUGCCAACAGUAAGACCACAUGCCCAUUUAGUUGCAAGUAAAAGGAUGAGACUUCAAAGCUUUGUAAUAGAUGUGAUACAUUUUAGUGAGGUUAAUUCACUAAUCAUCACAACAGGGAGAGAAGCUAUCCUAAAGAGAGCUGGCCAAAAAUUAAAAGGGGAUUCUUAUCAUGCACAAAGUAAUUUUUGUUUUUGUUUUUUUUUUGAAGUCUGUUUUCACUCUAGGUUGAGCUGAAAGACACAAACACACUGAACACAUAAAGGAACCAGAAAUGCUGGUAUAAGUUUUACUUCAGAAGGAAAGAAAUGGAUUCAAAAACAGGAAUGCUGGUUUUACUGAACAAUGUUGUGCAGUUUAUAUGUUAGCGUGAGAAGUGACUCAGGGCUUUCUGGCUCUGUGUCCUCGCAGCAGGAAGCAGAGAAUUUCACAGCAUGGGGAAGGCACUAAGACAAAAUGUCCCUGUGUGGAACUAGAAAAAGGUCUGCAGUUUGGGCACUGUUCAGUCUUUAGUUCCAGUCUAGGGAUAUGGCUGUCAUCAUUGUGCAUGAGCAUUAUUUCUAACAGGCUUGAUUCUAAAGAGAGGAGGAAAAUAAAUAAAUAGAUCAGAAUUUGAGUAAUCAAAAAACAAAAACAAAACCAACCAAAGGGACCACAGUUUCUCCUUUAGAUGUAGGGUAUGCAAGGUCUCUAACCACCUCUCCUCUGAGAAAAAAAGAUCUCUUUGGUAUUUCUGUAUUUUUCCCACACUCCUUUUCCUCUGUUAGUUUACUCUAGCCUUCUCAAGAGAAAUCUCUUUCAUUUCUUGUUGAAUUUUGAGUCCUCAGCAGGGACUUAAUCUCCUUGGCUAGUUUUCAGCACCUGUGGUAUUUGGCACAAAAAUGAGACUGGCUCCUUUUCUGCGCCAUUAAAGAGAUUGUAUGGCCUAUUAGUCGUAAGACUUUCGGUUGCUGGGUUUCACAGUAGAGUGCCUGGAAGUUUAGCUUUGGUCAUUUAGCCAAGAAGUGGUGACUCCAAGGGUUUGGGGUCUGGAUGGAUCCAUGAGGCAGAGAUCCUCGAGCUAGGAACCAUUAAGAAGAAUGCCCUCGCUGUUGUAGUCCCAACCUAGAAACUGGGUACCUGUAGGGUUCUUGAGCUUUUCACCUGGAACAUCUACAUGAAGAAAAAAGACUAAAAUGCUGACUAACUCCUACAUAGGCUGAGACCAGUAAUUUGGACAUGACAAAAAUUAUUUGGAUCAGAAGGCGUUUUGGACAGAUUAUUUUUUUAGCAUAAUGAGUUGCAGGAAGUUCUGAUUACCUUCAGAUGAGAGUCUCUUUUUUGACCAGGUGACUUCAGGUAGCUUGCGGGUGGGAAGAAGAUGGAUGUCUUAGAGCUGUAGGUAGGAUAAUUAAUCUUUAUCUAAAAUCCUCUAUUUUAAGUAUGCACACAAGCAUGGCCUGUGAGGAAAAGGCCAGAUACCACUUGUUACUGACUGUACCUUUACUAUUUAACUACACUUAACCCCAUGCACAUGGGAAAAAGGAUAUAACUGAUCUGAGAACCAGUUUUAUGUGGCUGGAGGUGCUACUCUCUUUGUAGGUCUCAUAAGAAAAUUAAAACCUUUUUUCAUCCAGUACAUUUCCAACGUAUUUCUCUUAAAUUGCUUUAAAUCACCAUUAAAAACAAACAAACCAAACAAAAAACAACAAAAGCACCUUUUGUGUGCCCUUUAGUCUAUUUUCUUACAAAAACAGGAAGGUUCUUGAAUUUGUUCGAUCAUUUCUGGCUUACCAAAAACCCUUUUAGUGAGCCUACAAUACACUACAGUUACUAUUAUUUUUAAACAAAAUGAAGAAAAGAAUAUUAAAAACAAGGACUUUAAUAAAAAAGAAAAAAAUACAUACAGAAGUAUUGAUUGAUUGAAAAGCCUUGCCUUAAUAUUCUAUGCUUUUAGUUUUUAAAUUUUCCUUUGAUUUGGUGGUUACCUAAAGCAGAGUGUCAUCCUUAUAGGAUUUACUCUCUUGUCUAUCAUUAUUAUUAUUAUUUUUUUUCAGAAAGGUCAAAAGUUAAUUAUUGUUCAUGGGAAAAAUGAUUUUAAAUGCAUGUUUUAAAUGUUAGGCUUAAAUGUUAACUUUAAAUGUUAAAUCUCUUAACUUUUUGCGCGUGGGUCAUAAAUGCAGAGGAAAUACGUCAGUCCAAUUUUCCUUCUCAUCACAUGUCAAGCCCUUAGAAUUAAUGCAAAAAAAAAAAAACAAAAAAAAACAACCUUGAAUAACUGAAGCUUUAGAUAAAUCAUAAUCCUACGCAAUGCAGAGAAUUGGCAAGUUUCCACAAAAUUUCUGAACAUCACCUGGUGCAGUGUUACUUUUGUGGAAUGAACCUAUUGCUGUGGGAAAUAUUAAUACUUCAGAUGCAUUUUCAGAUUUUUUUGACGGAAGUCUUGUUUCUUUUUCUUAUGUUUCUUUAGGAGUUUUUCUCCCCUCCUGCUGUUUCUGGCCAGCUCUCCUGUGUAUUGUGGCCCUCUUCACCCUAUAUGCCUGUUUGGUGAACACUAUUGGUGCAUUCAGUCCACAGAACACAAAUACAAUAUUAAAUUUUUUGUGAAUUCAGAUAGUAAAUUAGCAUAUGUAAGCACCAGUUUAUUUUUUACAUAUUUCACAAUUGGUGUAAAUUUGGCUACAAGCCUUUUGGUUAUAAAUUAUUUUCUCAGCUCUAAUUAACUACUCACAUUGAUCAUGGUCAACUCCUGACAUGAAUUCCCUACUCAUGAAGUUGAUUUUAGUGGUGCCUUCAUCCUUUUUAUUGGUUGUUUCUUUUAGGCAAACAAGGUGGCUUUUUGUAGCAAACCCUUGCCCCAGUUUUCAAUUUUUAUUUCUCUUUUUAUUGCUACAAAAAUGCUUUUCCAUGCUUAUGUGCAACAAGGGUCACCACCUUUCAAAUAUUGUACUUGAAUAAACAGCACACUCCCACUCUGAAUGACAGCAAUGCUGUGGUAGUAAAACAUGGUUAUGUAAUUAAGGAAAAAAUUUGUUCAUGCCUUUUACAUUCUAAAUGGGGAGCUUUUGCUUUUUGCAAGCAAUUGAUUGCUACAUGAUGAAUAUUCAGAAUGGUUCAAUCAGCUUUGGGAUAGGUGGUAGCCCUGUCUGUAAUGACCCAUUUACAUAAAUGGAAAAUUCCCAGUAUCUAUUUCAUUUUAUUCAUACUUCUGUAACUAGUUUACUGAUUUCCAGUGUUUCUUUACUGUAUUAGCAGCACUUUGACACCAUCUCUGAUUUCCUGUCGUUCAAAUCAAUUCCAUCUCCUAAUUCUCCUCACUGUUGUGAAAGCAGGCCACCCUUGUUGACUGAUGUUGUGUGAGAUUUGGUAGCCCAAGUGGUUUUGUGCUAGGAAUGGACUUGCUAUGCUUAUGUUGUGGGAGGAAAGUUAACAAUGAGGAGGAGUACAUCUAGCUGAUGUACCUACUGAUUCAGUCUGUCAUCUUCUGUUUGAGAAGGCAAAGACAGUAAGUGUAAAAUUCCAUUCUAUUUUAUUAAUAUUUUAUAUUUUUCUUUUCAAGGUGAGUAAACAUGGCAUUUUCUCCUUCUCCUCCUCCUUCAAGGGACUUCGAAAAGUGCUAGUAAUCUUUAUACUUCUGGGCUAAUUUCUUCCUUUCAUCAGUUGCUUGCUGCAGCUGUCUUGCCUAGAUGUGAUUUGUGAACAACCAGAAGAUGGUCAAGAUUGACCUUCUCAGAGGCUGUUCAUUGCUUACAUCAUUUGAUGUCCAGCAUGUUAAAAGCCUUUGAAAAUAAAGACUGAAAUGUUGCAAAGGAAAAGGUGGAAAAGUUUCAUUAGAUCUGUUUAGUCUGUGGCGCUUACACCAGCCGACACCAUAAAAGGGCUCCGAUUCUUUUGUUCAUUUAGCUAAGCUUGCUUAGAACUACAGCGAUGAUGCAGUAAUACCAAACAUCUCUCUUUGAAGAUGACCAAACUGACAUCCACAAAGGAGAGGUUACCUCUCUAGAUGCAAGUUAGAAUUUACAUAUGGUGCACAGUAAAGAACUCAUUAAAGACUUCAACACGGCGAAAGAAGAGGACAUCUUUUAAAAGAAAAGCCAGCAAAAGAGGCAAUGAUGAUAACAAAGGUCGGCCAUUCGUGAUAAAGCCUAUUUCCUCUCCACUCAUGAAACCACUGUUGGUUUUUGUAAAUCCAAAAAGUGGAGGGAACCAGGGCACCAAAGUUCUCCAAAUGUUUAUGUGGUAUUUGAAUCCACGCCAGGUCUUUGAUCUCUCUCAGGAAGGGCCAAAAGAUGCGCUGGAGCUGUACAGAAAAGUGCCAAACCUGCGGAUCCUGGCCUGUGGCGGGGAUGGAACGGUUGGCUGGAUCCUCUCUAUCCUAGAUGAGCUGCAACUCACUCCUCAGCCUCCUGUGGCUGUCCUUCCACUUGGCACUGGGAAUGACCUUGCCCGCACCCUCAACUGGGGUGGGGGUUACACAGAUGAGCCUGUGUCCAAGAUCUUGUGUCAUGUAGAAGAUGGGACCAUUGUUCAGCUGGACCGAUGGAAUCUACAAGUUGAGCGCAACCCAGAUUUGCCACAGGAUGAGCUGGAAGAUGGGUCACGUAAGCUUCCACUCAAUGUCUUCAAUAAUUACUUCAGCCUUGGGUUUGAUGCACAUGUUACACUGGAGUUCCACGAAUCCAGAGAAGCAAAUCCAGAGAAAUUCAACAGCCGAUUUAGAAAUAAAAUGUUUUAUGCAGGGGCAGCCUUUUCAGACUUCUUGCAAAGAAGCUCAAGAGAUUUAUCCAAGCACGUUAAAGUUGUGUGUGAUGGUACAGACCUGACUCCAAAGAUCCAGGAGCUGAAGUUCCAGUGUAUAGUGUUUUUAAACAUUCCCAGGUAUUGUGCUGGCACAAUGCCCUGGGGAAACCCUGGAGAUCACAGAGACUUUGAACCUCAGCGCCAUGAUGAUGGCUACAUUGAAGUCAUUGGGUUCACCAUGGCCUCACUGGCUGCUCUCCAAGUGGGUGGUCAUGGAGAGAGGUUGCAUCAGUGCCGUGAGGUGACGCUUUUAACGUACAAGUCUAUCCCCAUGCAAGUGGAUGGUGAACCUUGUCGGUUGGCUCCCUCACUCAUUCGCAUCUCCUUAAGGAACCAAGCCAACAUGGUGCAGAAGAGCAAGAGGAGAACAUCCAUGCCUUUGUUGAAUGAUCCUCAUUCCAUCCCUGAUCGCCUGCGGAUCAGAGUGAACCGGAUUAAUUUGCAAGAAUAUGAGGGGCUACAUUAUGACAAGGAAAAACUCCGUGAAGCUUCCAUUCCCUUAGGAAUUAUAGUUGUACGAGGAGAUUGUGACUUGGAGACCUGUCGUAUGUAUAUUGACCGUCUACAAGAGGAUCUACAGUCAGCAACUUCUACUACACAGAGAGUUCAUUACCAGGACCAAGAAAGCUCUUUCCCAAGAGUACUUUCUGUUCAGAGGCUCUCUCCUAGAUGGUGCUUCCUAGAUGCAACUUCUGCUGAUCGUUUUUACCGCAUUGACAGAUCUCAGGAACAUUUGCACUUUGUGACGGAAAUUUCGCAGGACGAGAUUUUUAUUCUGGACCCAGAGCUGGUAAUGUCACAGCAGGGGGGGACGCCACCUGGAAUGCCUGAUCUGGUAGUGGAGCAGGCCUCUGGAAUAUCAGAUCGGUGGAACCCUGCUGUUCGAAAGAGGAUGCUGAGCGACAGUGGCCUUGGCAAGAUUUCCCCACACUACGAGGUACCUGACAAACAAAAGGACGCCAGCCAGACCUAUAUACUGCAGUCACCAGUUUCUUCAGAAGAUCAAGCACUUUUACAGGCAGUCAUAGCUGGUGAUCUGCUGAAGUUCAUAGAAUGCUGUAAAAAAGGAGCCAAUUUGCUAAUCCAAGGACCUGACCACGGCUCCCUGUUGCACCACGCUGCCAAGAGUGGGCAUGGCGAGAUUGUGAAGUAUAUCCUGGAACAUGGUCCAUCUGAAUUACUGGACAUGACAGACAGUGAAACGGGUGAGACAGCAUUACAUAAAGCGGCCUGCCAACGCCAUCGUGCCAUCUGCCAGCUCCUGGUGGAUGCGGGAGCCUCGCUGAGAAAGACGGACUCCAAGGGUAAGACUCCUCGUGACAGGGCUCAGCAAGCUGGUGAUCCAGAUCUGGCCUCAUAUCUGGAGAGUCGACAGAAUUACCAAAUGGUUCCCCAUGAGGAUUUGGAAACAGCAGUCUGAUGUCUGAAAACAGAGAAGAGGAUCUUCAGAAACAGCAAGGCUGCACCUGAGCACUUGGGCAUCGUGUGAGGAAGAAGCUGAUGGAAUCAACAUGUCUCUCGCUCUCGUGGAAAAUAUCAGAGGACAUGCCACCAGUUUCUAAGGGCUACAGAGUCUUGCCACGGAACAGUUAGGUUCCAUAGGUUAGCCCAUGAUGGAGGAGGUGGGACACUCAAAGGUCUGUGGAAUCCACGGGCCACGGAAAUUUACCUUAAUUGCUUCCAGCAAGUAGCAUGAACUUCUCCCAUGUUCAUCUGUACAAUUUAUUAAAAAAAAAAGAAAAAAAAAAAAAAGAGAGAAGUGAGUGUGGGGGAACCAAACUAACUGGGACAUUAAAACACCUGACCAGGCCCUCCACCAUCCCUACAUUUUCUUGCACACCUUUAAUUCUCCCAUUCCUCUCACUUGUCAUCUGGUAAAUAGCAUCUGUUAUCUCUGUGUUUUCACAAAUGGUCAGGCAGCAGCAAAAAAAGAAUUGAGGAGCUCUGGAAUGCCCUUAGGAAGAAAACAUUUUUACCUGCUGUGUUCCCUCCUUUGCUAUCCCUUUGGAAGCUUCUUCCUCAGUGUUCUGUCACUGGGGAGUUUUCUCACUUUUGGAGAGGAUUCUGCCUAUUGCCUUGUUUUCUAGGGUGUGGUGCAUAGUUCAGUUUACAACAGUAACAAAAACUAACCUCCUCAUUGUUGCUGCAUAUAUGCUUAUGGUAUCCUGAUGAGACAGUUAUUUGAAUAGAAAGGUUAUCCAAUAUAGCUACAUUGUAUGACAGAGCAGAAAGCUACCCCUAAAGUUUCUUACACCACUGUUGUACUUAUAAUCACCAACCAGUUUUUGUCAGCGUUCAGGCCUGACUAAAAACUAAUAGCUAUAUAGCUAUUUAUUUUUAUUUUUAUUUUUUUCACUUCUGGAAAGAUGGGUUUUAGGGCAAGGAAAGGAAACCUAGGAGGUCAUCUGUCAGCCAUGAAUAAAUGAACAAGCACUGCAUUUGUUGGGAACAGGAAAAAUUUCCUCUGGCUGAACCUGAAAACUACCUGAUUCCCCAAGGGGAAUGGAAGAAAGUUCUUAAAGAGAGGCUCUCCCCAAGAAAAAGGACAAGCAUCAGCUCUUUGCCUCAUUACUCACUAUAAGCUUGGAAAUUUAAACUUGCUUAGCUGCUGUAAAGGCCUGCCAUGUCUACUGUACUCAUCUGUUCUCUGUCUUACCUCAAAGAUUAUAACUACAAAAGAAGAAAAAUCAGACACACUCAGACAUACAGAAAAUUUUCACCUUCAGGUUUUCUAUCACUAAAGACAAUUCAGCUGCCAGAAGUAGCAGAGCUUCCACUUUCCCCAGUUCUUAUGAAGACACUCAUGGCCCACUUUUGGCAUAAUUCUUGCAAUAGAUUUCUAAAUUUUGCUUUGCUGUUUGUUUUGAAAGAUCAUGUAGUGAUUGGUUUCAAAUGCAUUUCUAGGGAUAGGUCUUUGGUAGAUGUUGCUCAUCAAGAUUACAUGCAGUUUGGAAACCAUGGAAAAAACUCAGGUCAUUAUUCAGAUAAGUUUUAUUUCCUCAGUAGAAGUUGUGGAAAUUAAAUGAAUGAAAAUCCCUUCUUUAUUCUUUUUAAGUUUAUCUUUUCCCUCCCUCUUUCCCUUUCUCCCUCCUUCUCUCCCUCUUUCCCUCCCUCCUUCCUUCCCUCCAUUCUUCCUUCCUUCCCUUCUUCCAUCUGUUCUUUUCUCCUUCCUUCCCUCCUUCCCUCCUUCCUUCCUUUUCCUUCCUUUUUGAGUGAUUGUUAUGGCAGAAAAAGAAAAGCUAAAUAUAUAUAUAUUAUUUUAUUUUUUCUGUUUUCAAAAGUUUAUUUGAUAUGAGCGAAAUAUUUCUUUAGUAUUUCUUCCUCUGGAAGGAAACUAUAUAUAUUUGUAAUCGAUUGAUCAGUGGCGACAUGAAAUGUAUUUUGUCUUUUUUUCUAUCUUUACUUCUCUUGUUUGAGAAAUAAAAUAUGAAAGCCAAAUUCCUUCCCUUAAUAAUAACGCAGGGGCUUAUGGUGAAGGUGUACAUAUUGGAACCGAAUUUGGCAAUGGUUAAAAUAAAAAAUCAGAGUAUAAUUUUGGUGUAUGUGAAACUUCCAUAAGGAAGACCCUCACCCUCACAGUAUAGUUUCAUGGUAGGCAUUGCAUCAUUUUCUAACUGUGAGGAAGGACUAUACUGUAAUAUUUCUAUAUAUUUGACUUAAAAUAUGAAUGAUGCUAGUAUCAGUUGUAUCUUCUUGCUGUUUUACUGAUGUGAGGAACAGAGAGAGCUUCAAUGAUACCAGGGACUGGAUUUUGUCCUGUGCUGAGGCCAGACUGGGGCCUGAGCACAGGAUGCUCAGUGAGCACCUUGCAGCUCCCUCAUCCUUAAGUCACAAGAAGGUGGAACAAUAAAGGCUUGCUCUGAUCACAGGUAGCCUCUGGAAGCCGCAUGUGAAUUAUUACACAGGGUGGGGCCUGGUCCCUCUUCAUCUCCUGUAGUGCUCCCCUUGGUGAUGUCUCUUGUGCCCAGGGGUUGUGCGCUGUUCACAGAAGGGGCUGGCUCUGGAGUAGACAGAUUUCCUGAGCUCCUUUCUGCCAUUUGGACUGCUCAAAGUAGCUGGAGCACACAGGAGAGAGCCUGGCCUGCUUUUUUCCCUAGCAGCAGGAGUGUGAUGCUAUGAUCAGAAUGAGACGUGUGCCUCUGGAAAGCUUACUGCUCUGUGUACGUGGUAGGAGACAGUUACUGUGUGAUGGAAAUAAACCCCAGUGCAGGAGUUAGGACAGGAGCUGGCUGGAUGUAGUGCCUUUUAACAUUCAAGGUGUCCAAAGCACUGCACAAGUAAUGCAUUAGAGACUGGUGAUGUAUUGUAUGUAGAUAACAGAGCAUGUGUAUUAUUUUUUGUGAUGGCUCACACACAGUCAGGGAUAUCAGAGGUUGGUUCACUGAGGGAUGAAGUUUGGGGUGAGGAUACAGCAGGAAUAUUUCGUAUUCCUUUCCCCAUGCUGUGAGAUUCCCAAUUUUGGACAGCCACUAGAAGCAGGCAGACCUCAGCUGUUAAGGGUAGCACACACAUAUUGAAUCUCUUGAGUACUUGGGGUCUAGCUUAGUACAGUAUCAUUUGUUCCUGCACUGUGUAGAGCCCACUGGAAGCCCACUUAGAUUACACUUGAAACAUUUUGAUUUACUAGAAGUGUCUAUUCUGUGGGUGUGUCUGUAUAUGUGUGUAUAUUGCUAUAUAUAUGUAUAUUUAUAAAUAUUAGUAUGCAUAUAUAUAGACUCAUACACACUUUUAGGCCUGUGCCAUUUGAAAAACAAGGUACCUAGGGGUGCUCAGAUGCUGAGGUUGAUGGACUGGCAAAAUGUCAUUCUCCAUUUUAAUUUGUUAUUAAUGGGGACCCUUUUCAGUAGAACUGAGGAGCUCCUGAAUUGUUCCAUUGUACUGGUUUGCUAUCUCAUUCUGGAGUUAAAUGGAGGGAAAUAAAAUAUUUAUAACAUUGAUAAAAUAAACUUACUUUUGUUAUUUAAUAGCAUCAGUUACUUUUAUUGUUUCAUGCUUCAUUGCUAGAGAUAUAAUUCUUUGUUUUCCAAGGCAUGAUGGUGUCAUAUCUUUCUCACUAAUUAUAGCACCCUUCAGUAUUGUAAGGUGUAAGGCUGAAUGACUCAUGCAAGAAAGGAGUGCAAGGCAAAUUUUGCAUUGGCUGACAGAAUUGGCCUCAGACUCCAGUGACUCUUUCACUAUUUCACAUGAAGACUUUACUGUGGUUUUACACUUUCAGAUAUCUGUAGGCGUUUUUAAUGACAACUAUCACUUCACUUUUCCCCAGCAGUAUCAACUCGUGCUGUAGCCUGGAUUCUGCUACAUAAGGACUGUCUUCUAGAAGUACCAUAGACAUAAAGAAAACAGAACAAAAUUUAUAUGUUGUUGCCGUUGAUCUUCCCAGUAGUAUUUGCAGAGCUGACACUUUGUGGAUGAAUAGCUGUUUUAUUUUUUCUGGUAUGGCAGUGGAAUACUCUUUAAGCAGUAUUUAACGUCCCCUUUUGCUCAUUUUUGCCUUUUUUUUUUUUUUUUUUUUUUUUUUGCUGUGACAGUAGCAUGCAUGUUAAUGAAAAUCACUAGCACACAACCUCACGGCUGGAAGAUGACUGUUUUCCUUUCAAGCUGUACCAGAUGCCUGCUGUGGGGUGCAAUUAUGUGCUGACCCUUUCAGUUUGUCAAAAACACGUUGAGAAGAUCUGAUUCUUGGUAAAAGCUAUGAAAGGGACAAGGUGCACUGGUAAUCUAAAGUUUGCUGGUGUUUAAUGAUACACAAGAAAUAUGUGAUGUGAAUAUGCUGGAAGCAUGGAUACUUUGAAAACACUCCAAGGACAGUUAUGUCCUUGCAUUUCAUAUAUUCCAAGAAGGAAGCAGUUCCUUAUGCUGAUCCAUCUGAGGUAUGUCAUUUUCUUUCCUCCGUUUUUUGCAUCUUUUGCAUCAGACUCAUGUCCAUGGAGAAGUACUUUGCAAGAAUGGUGUUUAAGCUUCUGUACAAGAACUCUUCUACUAUAUUGAAAUUAACAUUU
Gallus gallus (chicken) is the source of this 11062-nucleotide messenger RNA. It is a transcript of the gene DGKI, whose product is annotated as diacylglycerol kinase iota. The record is from RefSeq and is a predicted model, not a curated record. Gene Ontology annotation, cellular component: nucleus. Gene Ontology annotation, molecular function: ATP-dependent diacylglycerol kinase activity; protein binding. Gene Ontology annotation, biological process: intracellular signal transduction; regulation of synaptic transmission, glutamatergic; diacylglycerol metabolic process. The coding region runs from base 4267 to 6483 and encodes 738 amino acids. The transcript has 26 exons. Lineage: Eukaryota; Metazoa; Chordata; Aves; Galliformes; Phasianidae.